This is a messenger RNA of Sphenostylis stenocarpa, 1116 nucleotides long. The record is from the annotation of a GenBank genome assembly. NCBI's taxonomy places the organism in Eukaryota, Viridiplantae, Streptophyta, Magnoliopsida, Fabales, Fabaceae.
AUGGAAUCCCUUUGGAAACUCUUGUAUUUGCUUGAGCCUGCACCUGUUACACUUAUCACUACAGCUGUGGCUGUGACAUUUGGAUCUGCAUUUCGAGCUCUAAAUUAUGGCAAGGAAAUGGAGCGUAAUCGUGACUUAUCCGAAGCAUCCAUUACAUUGGAUAGGUCACAAGCAUUGAUGAUCCCUGUGAUGAGCUCUUUUAGCUUACUUUUGAUGUUCUACUUGUUCUCAUCUGUCUCGCAGCUUCUCACUGCAUUCACUGCGAUUGCCUCGGCGUCUUCCCUUUUCUUCUGCUUGUCUCCUUAUGUUGCCUAUUUGAAGACACAGUUUGGUUUGGCCGAUCCAUUUGUUUCACGAUGUUGCUCAAAAUCUUUUACACGACUCCAAGCAAUACUAUUGAUAGUGUGCUCUUUCAUAGUGGCGUCUUGGCUUGUUUCUGGUCAUUGGAUACUGAAUAAUUUAUUAGGCAUUUCUAUAUGCAUUGCAUUUGUAAGCCACGUGCGUCUCCCAAACAUCAAGAUUUGUGCAAUGCUCCUUCUUUGUCUAUUCGUGUAUGACAUCUUUUGGGUAUUCUUCUCGGAAAGAUUUUUUGGCGCAAAUGUCAUGGUAUCGGUAGCAACGCAGCAAGCAUCAAAUCCCGUGCACACAGUUGCUAAUAGUUUAAGCCUUCCUGGGUUGCAACUAAUAACUAAGAAAUUAGAGUUGCCAGUGAAGAUUGUUUUUCCAAGAAAUUUGCUGGGCGGUGUUGUUCCUGGAGAGAAUGCGACAGACUUCAUGAUGCUUGGUUUAGGAGACAUGGCUAUCCCAGGAAUGCUCCUGGCUUUAGUCCUCUGCUUUGAUUAUCGGAAGAGCAGGGACACAGUAAAUCUCUUUGAGUUACAUUCCUCAAAGGGGCACAAAUACAUAUGGUAUGCACUACCUGGGUAUGCCAUUGGUUUGGUAACUGCUUUGGCGGCUGGUGUCUUGACUCACUCACCUCAACCUGCGCUUCUUUAUCUGGUGCCUUCCACUUUGGGACCUGUAAUUGUGACCUCUUGGAUGAAAAGAGAACUACUUGAGCUGUGGGAAGGAAACAUGCCGAAUCCCAAUGAUAAGGAUCGCGAAAUAGAAGUUUAG